ACGAAAGUAAAUGGCAAACUGCCAGCUCGAAUCCUCAUUUCGGCCCCGGCUGGACGAGGGAAGACCACGGCUGUUGCGAAGAUGGCUUAUGACUGGGUUCAUAGAGAAAAGGGGUCAGCAUUAGAACACCUGCCACUGUUGUUUGUUGUGAAAUUCCGAAACACAAGUCAGCUUACAUCGAUCGGAGAAGCCAUCAAAUCACAGCUUUUGAGUGAUGUUCAUGAUCUCACGCCAGAGGGUCUGGAGAGUUUCAUCAGAAAGAACCAGGGCAUCUGCCACAUAAUACUAGACGGACUAGAUGAAUAUGCGGGUAUUUCUUCUUCACAGCGAAGCUCAGAGAGCAAUAUUAUGAAGGUCAUCUGUUUGGAGGAAUUUCCAGAGUGUCGAGUCCUUGUAACAACACGCCCUCACCUAGAGAACUUCUUCGAUCAAGAUGAUCUUCCGAGGGUAUACACAAAGAUGUGGAUCGAAGGAUUCUCGCGAGAGAGCUCAUGCGAGUACAUCAACAAGUUCUUUGCUUCGACUUCGAUUCCUGAUAGAGGGCGUGAUCUGGAGGUUUACCUUGAUGAACAACCACUUAUUGAUGAACUUGUCAAGACACCUCUAUUUUGUCUCAUGAUAUGUCACGUAUGGAGUGAGGGCCUACUGGACAGUGGUACUACAACUCAAACAGGAUUGCUGGACAAGGUGAAUGUUUUUCUAAUGCACUAUGCAAACGAGCGAUCGAAGUCAAGUGUUAAAAUCACACAAGAAAAGUUAAAGGAAGUAAUUCAUCAAUUAGGCGAAGUUGCCCUUACUGGCCUUCUCGACGAUGCCAAACAACUAGUCUUCACGCCUCAUGAUUUCCGUAAAGUUCCCGCAACCCUUGAUGUGGCAUGUGAGCUUGGGAUAGUAUCCAAGACAACUGGUAACAUCACGCGACUUCCUCAGUCCAACGAGACCACUUCCACUACCAUUGAGUUUUAUCACAAACUCGCCCAAGAACACUCCGCCGGGAAAUUCCUCGCUGAUCAAACAAACCGCUUUCUGUUACAUUUAAAGAUUUCCAAAUUGGACAGAGUACUGCGCAAGAUAAAAGCAAACAUAUGUGACUACGAGAAUCUUAUCCGAUUCGCUGCUGGCACUGACAACAUUCUCUGUAUACGAAUAAUGAAGGCGCUCCUUAAAAACAGCUUUUUGGAUGAGAGCGAGCGAUAUCGCAUUCUCCUUGACUGCUCAUCAGAGACUAAGGGUACUCAAGGAAACGUGUCUUCAUUGGUUCAAAGAUGUGUGAAUGCAGAGAGUAUUGUUCUGAAGUCACCGACUGUCUACACCGUCGUUGGGAUGCAAAAUCUUCCAAAGCAACUUAAACGUCAGGUUAUGACUAUAAAGUUCGAGGGAUCUACUUUGACUACCGACGUGACGAGUGGACUAUGGUGUUGCCUGGAAUCAUUUUCGAUGCUACGUGCUCUGACCAUCUCAGACUCCUCUCUCAGUUUCCACCCAUCUACCCAUGAGAUUCCAUCCGUCGAAAAGCUAUCAGCCGAGAGAGUGACGUCACAAAGCUACGAAGGUCUGCUCUCAUCGCUCCCUGGCUUGAUACAUAUCGAUAUCACUAUCGAUGAUGCAGAGAAAGACAUACCUCAGAUCACGGCUUGUCUUCGUCGGACCGGAGGACAGCAGCUCACACACAUCGACCUUACAGCACCGCCAUCACUCCCAUCAGAGAAGCAGAGUGUAUCGAGAGAGACAGUUAGAGAACUGGGUCUUCUGAUCAGAGAACAAACCAAGGACCUGCAGCGGCUUUGUCUGUUCGGAGUGAAGUGCUUGGACGAAGAAGACUUGGUUGAACUUGUCGAGUCGUCAACUUUGAAAGCAUUGGAUAGUCUGCAUUUACAAUCUCUUGAUGGCAGAUGUUUCGAAUACGAUCGAGAAUCGGGUUUCCAGGUAAGCAAAUAUCUUAAACUAAUAAUAUACGAGUACAAAUAUUUAGGAAAGAAAUUUAAUAUUUGCGCCUGACGGGAAAACGCAAAUAUUAUU
Strongylocentrotus purpuratus (purple sea urchin) is the source of this 2019-nucleotide messenger RNA. RefSeq lists its product as uncharacterized. NCBI's taxonomy places the organism in Eukaryota, Metazoa, Echinodermata, Echinoidea, Camarodonta, Strongylocentrotidae. The coding region runs from base 82 to 1998 and encodes 638 amino acids. The transcript has 3 exons. The record is from RefSeq and is a predicted model, not a curated record.